AUGGCUUCAUAAGCGGUAGAUCAACAACAUCCAACUUAGCGUGCUAUAUUAGUUAUAUUUCCCAGGCUUUAGAGAAACACAAGCAGGUCGAUGCCAUCUACACAGAUUUUGCCAAGGCGUUCGACAGAGUCAAUCAUAGUCUAUUGAUUGAUAAACUCUACUCCUUUGGCGUGAAUGGUACUCUCUUGCAAUGGUUGUAUACUUAUAUAACAGGUCGAUUGCAGACAAUUAACUAUCAUGGACACACGUCCAGAACUAUUUUUAUAUCCCCGGGUGUCCCUCAAGGAUCACAUCUAGGACCAUUGCUUUUCCUGCUAUUCAUUGAUGAUAUUAGAUACGCCUUCACUAAUUGUAACUUUUUAUUAUUUGAUGACGACCUUAAACUGUUUCGCGUUAUCACUUCUGAUAUAGAUGCUCAUUAUCUACAGCAAGAUAUACACCGGUUAGAAGAGUGGUGCAACAACAAUUUAAUGAAUCUCAAUCUUGCCAAAUGUAGCAUUAUCAGAUUCCACAGAGGCAGUGAUUCCAUUGUCCUAAAUUAUACUCUUUACAACACAGCCCUAAAUAACAUAGUAUGCACCAGGGAUCUUGGAGUAUUAAUAGCAGCCACAAAUUCAGCUUCCAGGAUGUUGGGCUACCUGAAGCGCACUUGUGCUCAUUUUCAAGAUCCUAAUACAUUUCUUGUUCUAUACUAUGCACUAGUCUUGUCUCACCCAAACUACGCUAGCAUAAUAUGGGCACCUCGUCUAUCCAAACAUAUAAAUACUCUUGAGCGGAUACAACAUAGAUUUCUACGCUUCCUCCCCUCUAAAACCACCUCUCCCAUGGGGCGAUUUGACCAUGACUACAGUAACAUCAUACGUAGAUUCAAAGUUCUCUCUCUUAAUGAUAGACGCACCAUAAAUGAAAUCGUUUUCAUCCAGAAGCUUCUUUCCAACAAAAUAGACUGUGCACAACUGCUUGAACAGGUACCUUUUCACAUCCCACCAUGGGCCACCAGAUCCUCCAAUUUGUUCCAUCAAUAUAACUACUCUUCCAGAUAUGGGCACUUUAAUAUUAUUAAUAGAGUAUGCACCACUGCGAAUAGAUUUAACUCAGUCAGUGAAAUAUGUAUUCAUUGACUCUGUCGACAAAACGAAACAUAACCUACGAAACCUCUUCAUCGAUAACACGACAUUACGAUAGCACUAACUCCGUAUAUAGUGCAUUAUACUACACCAAUUUGCACUAGUGAAAUUCAGCAUUCCACACUCACUAAAAAUGCCGACUUCACUGUAGUAUCAAAUCACUGUCUACUCGUUCAUUCUCUCUCCAUUCAUAUGCUUAUACUAACGCGGCCAUAUUACUACUACUAUAUGUUUAUGUUUACGCUUGUAACACUGCGAUAUUAUAUACAUUAAUUCAUUGAUUCAGUAUUUCUUUGAUACCUAAUACUUAAACUGACGCACUUUAUGUAUUUCCUGCUAUGUAACGCUUGUUUU
This is a messenger RNA of Osmia bicornis bicornis, 1481 nucleotides long. RefSeq lists its product as uncharacterized. The record is from RefSeq and is a predicted model, not a curated record. NCBI's taxonomy places the organism in Eukaryota, Metazoa, Arthropoda, Insecta, Hymenoptera, Megachilidae. The coding region runs from base 471 to 1121 and encodes 216 amino acids. The transcript has 2 exons.